CAUCUCAAUGGCUGCAACCGCAUUACAAUAAUGUAACACAAAACAAACACCAAAAUGUACACAAUCUGGAAGUACAAUGCAGAGGAAGAUCCUCAUAAGAAAAUAAUAUAAUAGCCACAUAGAAAUCACAACAACUUUUCAGUAUCCAAUAAUGUUUACGUUACUCAAUACCUUGCCACUCCAAAUCAAAAGUCCCUUCCUGAGAAAACUUAUGAGGAUAGGAUGGAGGAAUUUUGUGGAUUCCUCGUCAGAUUCAAAAAGGAAUAAGGACGUAAUGAUCCAAGGAACCAGCUUAGUUCAUUUCCGUGUCAGAAGAGCUCGACCCCGGGACAUGCCAAGGGUGAUCCGGUUCGUCCAGCAGAAUGCGCCGCUGAUGUGGCCCGGAGCCAACAUCCCAACGACCAGCAAAAGCCAUGUCGCUGUCAUGACAGACCUGCUUUCUAGGAGUUUGAGUCAAGGGCAUACCAUGUUGGCCGAGCAGCAAGAAGCCAAUCGCGGCUGGCUGCAAGUCCGAGGGUUAGCUCUCAACACCAGCCUUACUCCCUGGGAUGCCACGCUGCUGGAGAAAUGGGCGCACUGCAUCCAAUGUGACAGUUCAAAGAAGCUGAUACUCCUAAGCGCGCAGUUCCUCCAAGCGCCAGGGCUACAUAAGAAGUAUAUGGUGUCACAAAUUUUACAGAUACUCCUCCUGGUGCCCCCCGACACCCCCCGGGCGUCGCAGGUGGCCCAGGUGCUGGCGAAAGCGUCCAUGCACCGCGGUCAAGACCUGGGGUACAAAGUGAUCCGGUUCGACGUCACAUCAGACCUAGUAAACAAAGUUCUUAGUGAGCUGAAGCUUACUAAGGAAUGGGAGACGAAUGUUGAUUCCGUAUUUACUAAGGAGACUAACAAUCAAAGAAAAUCCAGUACCAAGAUCAAGAAAAUUAUUGUUUACACCGCUUUCCCGCAAAGAGAUGGAAAGUGAAAAAAAAAGUGUAAUAGUUAAAGCAAAGUAAAAUCAGUGAAAACAAAAUGUAUUAUUGUCACAAUUAUAAUAAUGAAACAGGAUUUG
This is a messenger RNA of Aricia agestis (brown argus), 1051 nucleotides long. RefSeq lists its product as uncharacterized. The transcript has 5 exons. The record is from RefSeq and is a predicted model, not a curated record. NCBI's taxonomy places the organism in Eukaryota, Metazoa, Arthropoda, Insecta, Lepidoptera, Lycaenidae. The coding region runs from base 152 to 964 and encodes 270 amino acids.